Molecule: messenger RNA, 1672 nt
Organism: Drosophila willistoni
Lineage: Eukaryota; Metazoa; Arthropoda; Insecta; Diptera; Drosophilidae
Product: putative inorganic phosphate cotransporter
Exons: 4
Coding region: 139-1611 (490 amino acids)
Biological process (GO): transmembrane transport; monoatomic anion transport
Cellular component (GO): plasma membrane
Molecular function (GO): transmembrane transporter activity
Source: RefSeq, a predicted model, not a curated record
GGACGCGGAUAUUCGUCUGAGUUAGUCGAGACCCAGACCUAGACGUUACGUGAUUUGUAGUUUUUAGUUUUUAUUUUCAUUUCUCUUUCUCAUUUAGUUGUUUGCGAGUAUUGCUAUUAAUUUUUCAAAUUCAAAACAAUGGGUUCCAGUGCAGAAGAAAAAGGCCCCUGUAUUGGCAUAAGGCACCUGCAAUCGUUGCUACUCUUCCUCGCCAUAGCCGUUAAUUAUAUAGCUCGACUCAAUGUCAGUGUGGCCGUUGUGGCCAUGACAGAUGCAGCCACCACAAAUCUUGAUUUUCCCGAAUUCGACUGGACGGAGACGGAAAGAUCUUAUAUACUGUCAAGUUUCUAUUGGGGCUAUAUUAUCACUCAAUUUCCAGCUGGAUUUUUGGUCCGCCGAUUUGGAGCAAAGAUCAUACUCUUUAUACCGACUUUUGCCACUGCAGUUCUAAGUGGCAUCACUCCCUAUUGCGUCACUUGGGGCGGAUGGCAGGCGUUCUGUGUCAUCCGCAUCAUUGAGGGACUAUUCCAAGGUCUGAUCUUUCCGUGCAUACAUGAACAUCUGGCGAAAUGGUCACCACCAAGCGAGCGUAAUCGUCUGGGUGUAUUUGCUUACUCUGGCGCUGAUUUUGGUUCAGUCAUGGCCAUGUUCAGUAGCGGUCUUAUAGCCAAUAGUUCGAUGGGUUGGCCUGGGAUAUCGUAUGUUUCGGCAGGAAUUUGUGGCAUUUGGAGUUUGCUGUGGCUUAUUUUGGGCUCGAAUAAUGCUCCCAGUUCAUGUCUGAUAGGGCAAGAGGAACGGGAUUACGUUGAGCGUUCAAUGAAAAGAGAAGAUGGAUUCCAUGCCCAAAAGAUACCAGUUCCUUGGAAAGCAAUUUGGACGUCAGUUCCAUUUUAUGCUCUGCUAAUUGUUCGUAGUGCUCAGGGAUGGGCAAACUCCACAAUGCAAUUGCAGACGCCCGCCUACAUGCACGGAGUACUGGAAAUGGAUAUUAAAUCUAAUGCCCUCUAUUCGGCUCUACCCUUCCUGGCCAUGUGGUGUAUGUCGUAUGUUUAUUUGGCGUUUGCUGAUGUGGCCAUGUCUCGACAAUGGAUGUCAUUGACAACUUUGCGUAAAUCGAUUAACACAGUGUCGUAUUGGGGUCCAGCCGCGGCACUUAUCGGCAUUGGUUUUCUGGACAAGAGCCAGACAAACUUGGCCAUUGCAUUGAUGACCAUUAAUGCAGGUUUAAAUGCCGGCUCCGGCAUCGGGAGUAUACUCACCAUCAUCGAUAUGUCGCCUAAUCAUUCGGGCAUGUUAAUGGCCAUUGUCAAUGGCAUUGGCAACUUAUUUCCCUUAUUGACUCCACUGCUGGUGGGAGUGAUUGUCACCGAAACGAGCUCACGUAGUCAGUGGCAAAUUGUCUUCGGCAUGACGGCUGUUGUGUUCUUCUUUGGCAACUUGGUGUACAUAAUUUGGGGCACAACCGAUAAGCAGCCGUGGGAUGCUGUGGAUUUCCUGCAACCCCUCGAUUCGGAGAAUAAUAUGCAACAAAACGGUUCCAAGCCAAGUGGAGACAAUAAACAAGAUGAGACAACAACGAAUACGGAUAGAACGGCAACAACAGUAACCUGAUUAGCUGUAACGGAUUAGAAAUUAAAAGCCAAGAUCAAUAUUAAAAAUAUUUAAAAAUUCA